GCGUUGUAGCCGAAUCGUUUCGGGUCAUGUAUUCCGAAAAAUAUUGGAUCAAAAAAGGAAACAGGUGGUUUUUUUGGCGCCGAGUGAUCAAGAAGGUUUCGGCCGAAGCGGCUGUGGAGGCCAAAUUGGAAGAAGAGAUGUCUGAGGUGUCUACAGAUCUCUCGACCACCUCACCAACAGGCACAGAUUCAAAGGGAUCGCAUGGCAUCAAACAGCACGUCACGUGCUACAGCGAUUACAACCCGGGGCUUGCUUUCCCUGUGACUAUCGUGAACCUGGAUGAAUACCGACACGUUGACCCGUAUCUGGAUUGAUGCAGAUGAGCACGCUUGAGCUUUGGUGGAGUCAUCUGACUGAUGCGUUAGUGGCUCACCAGGCUUUGGCCAACUCUCGCCAUGAUUUCACCCAGGAAAU
Messenger RNA from Cladocopium goreaui, 414 nucleotides. NCBI's taxonomy places the organism in Eukaryota, Dinophyceae, Suessiales, Symbiodiniaceae. The record is from the annotation of a GenBank genome assembly.